AUGUUCGCCUUUUACGGAAUGUUGGCAUCCCCAUCAUACGAAGAAAAAGCGGUGGUGGAUCUGGGAAAUACAAACUACUCUGUGAUAACUCCUCGUCAAAAUUUUACUCGUAAACAUUCUGCUGAUUUGGUAGCGCGUGCUAUCAGAAAAAGACUUGGCAUAUCUGCAUAUGUUAAUGAGAGACAUGAUAUAGAAAUUGAAGGCCUUAAAAUAUCCAUUUUCUUACUAAAAUAUUACUUAUCAUAUCAUCAUGGUACUAUGUUAAUUGAUACUGAUUUAAGUCAAAUUGGUCGUUAUCUUGAAAUAAAAAAAAAUUUGGUUUCAAAAGGUGUUGAAUCAGUUUUAUCCCCUGUAACAAAACUUCGAAAUUAUUCUUUAACUGUAAAUCAUGAAUCGUUUUGUAAUGCGGUAUUACAAGAAUUUUCUGUCCACUAUCGUGAUGCAACUAAUAGUUAUAUUCAGCCGAUAAUUGUUAAUGAAGAAUUAUUGUCAAAAAUUCCUAAAACGUUAGAGUAUCAUGAUGAAUUAAAGUCUUGGAAUUGGACAUUUGGUCAAACUCCCGAUUUCUCUAUCGAAUUUGAAAAAACUUUUUCUUGGGGUCAUGUAUCAAAAAAUGGUCUCAUAUCAGCGAUAACUUUAUCUCCAUCAACAAUAAAAUAUGAAAAUUUAAUUGGUGCUUUGGAAGAUUCGUUAGAAGGCAUUAAAUACGAUCCUAUCUCUGUAUCUCAAUCAAUUUCAGAAUUAACGUUACCAGACAUUCAAUUGAUACCCAUAUUAAAUGACCUUAAAAACUGGAUACAGGAUUCUCUCUAA
Messenger RNA from Dentiscutata erythropus, 813 nucleotides. The record is from the annotation of a GenBank genome assembly. Lineage: Eukaryota; Fungi; Glomeromycota; Glomeromycetes; Diversisporales; Gigasporaceae.